AUGGGUAAGCUAGACCAUGGUAAGAAACAUUUCCACUUGUGUUCUGAAUUCAGCCUGCCAGUGAAGCUUGCAUUUUUGUGUGUGUGUUUGGCCUUAUACGAACUCUGAAAGGGGGUCAGUUAGUGCAGUGUAGUGGCUGAGAGACUGAACUGUGAGCCAUGAGGUUCACUAGCUCAGAUCUUUCCUUUGCCAUGAACUUACUAGGUAGUCUUUUGCAAAUUACAUAAGCACACAAGAAUAGCCAUGUUGGGUCAGACCAGUUGCCUAUCUGGCAUGCUGUUACCCACAGUGGCCAACCAAAUGCCUGUUGAAGCCCAGAAUCAGGACAGAUGAAACAACAGUCUCUCCACUUGUGCUCUCCAGUAGUUGGGACUGAGAGGCAUGCUAUCUGUGGUAUAGGGACAAUAUAACAGUGUGGUUUGACAAAUUUACUGAGGCAAUUGUAUGUAAAAUGUUUGGAGUACUCUGAAGUGUUAAAUAAAUGCUAGGGAUUACACACACCCUGUAUAUGCAAUAGGAAUAGUACGCCAAGAAGUCAAAAAGAAACUGCUUUUCUGGGAUAUUUUCCAGUAAAUCAGGAAGUUACUGUAUAUUAAGCGGCACUAUGAUCUUUACACCCUUUUAGAGUAGUCCUGUAAUUGCAGUGAGGCUACUCUGGAAGAAGUAAGGGCCAAGCUGCACAUGACGCUAAAUGUGCCACUUGUAACAUGAAUGUUUUUACAAUACUAAACAACUAUGGAGUAGGGGUGAUCAGGAUUGGCACUGUGGUGUGCUGGAAGGGGGUUGAACAGUUUCCUCUGGCACAGUCCCGAUGAGUGUUGCUCCUGUCUGCUUAGUAUUGAUCCUGGAAGUGAAGCUUUCAUUGAUGCUAAUGGAAACUUUUUUACUGGAGCAAAUAGUAGUGGGGUGGGGAGACUUUCACUGGACUGCAGUAGUGGUGGAAAUGCUCCCUCCAGCACAUCCUCAUCAGCCCCCGCCCCUCCACCGUACCUCUUAGUCACUGUUUUAAAAACAUGCAGAAAACUGUAAAUGAUGUGCUUAGCGUCCUAUGUAACUUGGUCCUAAGUUGAAGAUUGUCAUCAAAACAUCUAACCUGCUGCCUAUGCUUUUUUCAGCCAUUGCUUAGAAGCGCAGGAAGGUCGCAUCUGCAUGUCAGUCAUCACCCUCCACAAGGCACUAGACAUUUUUCAGGAAUACACAAGCAGUGGCACUCUUGACUGGAAGCUACACCAGCUUCCAUCCAUGGUGGCCAUCUGCCAUCUUAACUUAUCCGAAAUGCAAUUCCUCUGCCUAUAGAUCAAUGGAAUCUUUUGGUGUCCCAUGUGGAUUACAGAUCUGUGAAAUUAUAAUGCCAUAAACCUAUGUGCCAGGGCGUUGCAUUUUGCAUGACUUAAAAUGAUGGACAGUCACCAUGGAUGGGAGCCAAGUUUGGCUCCUGUUCAAAGGCAGCACUACUACUCACUGCUGAAAAGCAUCGGGGAGAGGGCCAUGAAUGGUGAUGCAAAUGGCUUGGACCAGUGAGGAGCCACUGGGACCUGUUCUGGCCAAUUGCUGGUGCCAGGCAUGCAGUGACUGGAAUUGGCUUCUCACUGCAUAUCUGGUUUUCAGGUGUUCAAAAGGUUAGAUUACCUGUAAACUGCAAGGUUUGGAAUAAGUGAAUACUGAAAAGUGCAGGCGAUUGGUAUUGGCAGCCCCAUGUCUAACCAAGUCUAAAAUUAAGAGACUGCAGUGUUCACUAUGAAACAAACUUGAACCCUCACACUGAUGAUGGGCUGCUUCAGAUGUAAUGUUUAGACGUAGUUUAGUGUUCCUUGAACAAGCCUAGGUGAGUUUCAAGCCUUUGUGGUCCCCUCCCCCCUCUGACACAACUGUGAAGAGGAGUUUGGAAGCUUUCAUUUCCAUUUGAGAUAAACUGCAGGCUGGCUUGCCAUGUCACCUAAACCUGAAAAACUGGUUAAUAUUAACUAUGGUUUGCUGGAACAAGCCAAAUUCAAACCAUCCAUUUCAGAUACUGUGGUAUGAACUUCUUGCAAUGACAGGGAGUUGGGCUAGGUUACCUUUGAUGCCCCUUUCAAUUAUGAUUGAAAUUAACAUCAGUUUAGAUGUUCAGAUGUAAUGCUAGCUGGUUAACCUACAAUGGAAGUAAAAAAACUGCUGUCCUUGCAGCAUACAAUAGCUUAUCCUCACAGUUUUGUGUUAAAUGUGCAAAUUCUCCCAGUGGGAUGUACAGAUCACUUAAAGCAAGGAUGGGUGACCCUCCAGUUGGAGGGUCUUCAGCAUGACCAAAUGGUCUGGGAUGAUGGGAGUUGGAGUGCAGCAGCAUCUGGCAGGCCACCAGUUACCCAUGUCUGUCUGACUUAGAUGAGGGAAGGGGCGGGGGGCCGCAGAAGCUAUUAAGUCCACCCUGUGCAAUAUGCUUCAGCAUGGUGGGUUGUUUCUUCUUUUGAGUGCUGAGGUAGCUUGGGAGGGGGGAGAAACAAAUGCUCCUUUUUAAUGAUACUUUUUGUGGUCUAAUUUUGUGUUGUAUAUCAUUGAACCAGUGAUUAUCAAAAGCUUGAAGCACAGACGUGCUCUUAAGUUAGUAUACUGCCAAGUGCGUAUAUACCUUUUAAAAUGGUUUAGCUCAAUAUUGCAGGCAUGUUUAUCUUCCCAUUUUUACCAUGGAAACUGAAGGCACUUCCUGAAAAUUCCACCAAUCAGAAUCUAGAAGGGAGAAAAAUCCCUUGUUUGCUAUAGCCUCUUACUGCUUUGAUAUUUUAAAACGUAUUGGAGCUUAAUUUUCCAGCUUAGCUGGAAAUGUAGAACAUUCAACACACUUGGGAAAAUACCUAUGCAGCCUAUUGAUUAGGUGAUAAGGUGAUGACAUUAAUAAAGGUGGUGGAUUCUCCUUCAUUGGAGGUUUUUAAGCAGAGGUUGCAUGGUCAUCUGUCAUGGAGGUUUUAGUUGAGAUACUUGCAUUGUAGGGGAUUGGACUAUGUGAUCCUUGAAGUCCAGUUCUACGAUAAAGCAGAAUUUGUGUGCAAUAUGCUUGUAACUUGUUUUAUAAAAUUACUGCUGAACUGUACAGAAUAGUUGUUACCAUUUCUGCACAACGUAAGAGGCUUUGUUGCCUUUUAACAGUUGUAUGAUGGUAGAAAUUCAACAGAGGAACAAUGCUUCUUUCCCUAGUUUGGAGAUCAAGUGGUGGGGGAGAGCUGACUUGUUUAAUCUCCAUCCAUAGCUGUUUAAAUACUGUACAGAGAAGCUGCAGGGUUGGGUGGGGAGAGGUGGUAAGCCUAGGAAAGAAUGAAGUUAAAAUGUGAAAAGGGACUUUGUACACUAUUGGAAGGCAAGCAUGUAAAUAAACAAUGCUUCUAGCAACAUAUCACUGGUGUUUAUUUUAAGGAAUUUAUAUACUGUUUUUCAUCCAAACUUCACAAAACAUUUUUACAUAAAAGCAUGAAAGCAAAAAGCAUCUACUAAAACUAUACAAUAGAACAGCAAAGCGAUGCUGUUAUGGAGAACUUUUUUGAAAGCUAGAUCUCUCCUCCUUUCAGGGCAGUGUGGUUCCUGAGAAGCCCAGCAGUGGCAAUUUGAGGAGAGGGAGCCCACCUUGCUUGGAACAUUGGGAGGGUAGAUGGCGUCAUUAUUUAAGUAAACAGUUUUACCAGAAAUGGGUGCUACUCUGGACUUCUUAUUUAUUUAGAUUUUAUUUCUAUAUAUAUUGAGGAACCAGGGAAUGUGACUACAAUUGAUGAAAAUGUCAAAACAUUAGUUUUAUAAUAUAUGGAUUACCUGCUUAACCUCUCCUCCUAAAUGGCAACCCAGCCCAAAAGUCUGAACAUUUUUGUGGCAGAUGGACAGGAGGAUUUAACAGCCUCCUGAGGGAAAAGAAUUCCAGAGUCCUGGAGCAGCUACCCAGAGAUGCCACCUGGUAUUCCUGGUGACUUGGCUGAUAUUUGAUUGCUACACAGAUGUGUUCAGCUUAUAUAUCAGUGGUAUUGUAGCACAAUCCUGCACAUGUUGCACAGACCUAAGGAGCCAAUGGAAUGUAUACCUCUGUUAGUAUAAAUGGGAUUGCUGCUUGAAUCUUGUCCUGAGCAAAAGAGUUUAUAUAGUUCCUGCAUUCCUUUUUCCAAGCAAUAGAUUUAUGCUGCUGCUGCUAUUGUGCUGAUGCAUUAGCACAGUCCUUCAUUGGUACGUGAAGACUACCAAGGGAGAUUAAGUUCUUCUUUGGUGCCGCUUCUGCCUCCUUCACAUGUACAGUGGUACCUCGGGUUACAUACGCUUCAGGAUACAUACGCUUCAGGUUACAGACUCCGCUAACCCAGAAAUAGUACCUCAGGUUAAGAACUUUGCUUCAGGAUGAGAACAGAAAUUGUGCUCCGGCGGCAGCGGGAGGCCCCAUUAGCUAAAGUGGUGCUUCAGGUUAAGAACAGUUUCAGGUUAAGAACAGACCUCCAGAAUGAAUUAAGUUCUUAACCCGAGGUACCACUGUACUUAGAAUAGAGUAGGAGGCGAGAAUAUGCCCAGUAUCCUAUGCACAUCAAAAGGCUAUGAUCCCAACUGCCUGUGGUGAUUGUGCUUGGAGUUGCUGCAUCUACCUUGCUUCUGCAACUUCUAUAAGGUCUAUCCAUCUGGAACCUUAUAUCAUGCUGCAAGUCAUACAUUUGUCUCCCCGCCACCUUCCUUUUUCCUUCUUGCUGUGGGCAUGAAUGUGAACUGCUAGCUGAACCAUUUGUAUGUGUUUGUGAAGGUGUGGCAGAGUCACUUAUCAGUUUCUUAGCAAUAUGUGAUCUGUAGCUAAGAUGUGCAAACUGGCCAUGACUUGGUGGCUUCCGGUAUCCAAAUUUUCAGGUGGCUUCAGGUAUCCAAAAAGUGUGGUGUGACAGACCUGCAUUUCAGAUGGAGGUAGUGCACAUUUUGGUUAUUCUUAGAUUUUUCCUGUCUGCAGCUAGAUAUCUUUUUGUAAGUAGUGCUGCUUUGACAAUAAGGGUUGCUCCUGAUUGUUGUUUGCCAUGUAUGCAUGACAGAUCAUGCAGAAUGAAACAUUCAGAAUUCACUAGGCAAGCUAGCAGCACACCUGCUACGGCAAGAAAUCUGGGUUCUGAAGCUUAAGCCUAUGGCCUUUUAUGAUGACCGUAUGCAUAGCAGAGAUUUCACUUUGUAUAUGGCUUCUUCUCUUCACUACUAGCUUGUGGAGGUUUUUCUUUUUGUAGCUUCAGGCAAAGUUUACAUCUCAGUUUACAGUGAUGAAGGGGAGGGGAAAUUUCUGUGUUGUGCAGUUUAUGUAACCACUUCCCUUUCUUCAUAUUCCAGGUGAAAGUUGAUUUUAAGUUUUACUUGUUUUCAGUAGAAGUCAAUUUGUUUAUAUGUCAAUUUUAAAAAGUAUAGUAUUUGUGAAAAGGAGACAAAACUGCAUGUUAAACAGUCUGUUUGAACAGUAAACUCAGAUAUAGGCCAUUGCAGUACAAAAAUAUGUACACAGUGGUUACAAAUGCGCAAAGCAUUUUUAUGGAUUUUAUUCACUUUUUUUUGGUAUUAGUUACAUUGCCCUGAAAUAAAAAAAGAGUGACAGGUGGAAUAAAAAAUGGGUUAAAACAAAUAGUAAAAUGCCCUCUAAGGCCCUUUUAGCUUUAUUUAUUUAUUUAUUUAUUUAUUUUGAGAUGAUUGCAAGUUUCACAAGCUCACCAGAAGAGAAUGCUUGGUUUGGACAGAAUAUGCAGUCUUCAGAGAUCUUUAGAUUGCUGUGAGAUAUUGUUGUUUAUCCUAAAUUAUACUCCCAUAUAUAGCAUUUCCUUUGUGUUUGAGAAAGGAAAAAAAUCUUGCUCUUUAAUUCUUUUAGAGAUUCAUGAAAUGGACACCAUUCCAAACAUAAUCUCAUCUUCCUAGAAGUUGACUUAAAACUAAGUCAACUAAAGAUUCUUUCGAGCACAGCUUAGUACAGUUUGAGAGCUGCUAUUCUGUGAACAGAAGGGCUCAUUUCAUUUCUGAAAUUCAUUCUAUUCCAGCAGGCUUCCCAAAGGAUGAAGUGGUGAUGGCAGGUGAUUGUCAGCUAUAUCCACUUGCCCUCAGUGGUCUCCCACACUGGUCUGGAUGGUACCCCAGAUGGCUACAAUUUUUUUGGGAGGGGGCUACAAGAGGAAGGAGAAAUUGUUGAGAGUCAUCUCUCCUGUUCUGCCUAUAGAAGAGUCCAAUUAGUGGUGUUCUGCUCUUGGCAACUCUGGAUUCAACCCAUUAUAUAGUUGAAGUUCUCUGGAACCAUAGCAGCUAAGGCCUUGAUUGUGUAGAUCAGGCAUUCCCAAACUCAGCCCUCCAGAUGUUUUGGGACUACAACUCACAUCAUCCCUAGCUAACAGGACCAGUAGUCAGGGAUGAUGGGAAUUGUAGUACCAAAACAUCUGGAGGGCCGAUUUUGGGGAUGCCUGGUGUAGCUACUACAUUUUAGGGUAUAAGUUCUGUGUCAUAACUGAGUGGAUUCUGAGAUUAAUACCUUUUAGGGAGGGCAGAAGUAUGAAUGACUCAUGCAUCCUCUUUUUGGAGUUCUGGUGUAACAUUUGAAGAAGGAAGGUGCACAUCUGGUGCCCGCAUCUCACCAGGGGAAGAGGUGUUUGUUUUGUUUGUUUGUUUGUUUUUUGUUUGUUUUCUUAUAACAUACUUGAUAACAUACUUCAGGCUUCUAAUAUCUGAAUUACAUUUGGGUGGUAUCUUCAGAAAUGUGAUUUAUUUAGAUUAGAAUCCAUGAAAAUCCAUGAAAAUUAGAUUAGAAUCCAUGAAAAGGUAACUCAAACCCAACAUACAACUUUCACUAUGAUACUGCUCUUGUUGUAUCUUAAAUUCUAUUUUACUUGUCCUUGAUGUGAUGAUCCUUUUGUUUAGACUGUACCACCACAUCAGAUUGCCAAUGUGCAUGCUUCUUCAUACCAGUUAUAGACUUGGUUUCAUUGUUCUCAGUGCCUGUUUUUUUUUCUCUGGAGCAAUUUCUUCUUUGUGUGGAGGCAUAGUUAUGUGAGCUACUCUCUACCUUCAACCUUAAGUCAAACAGGCUAGACACAGCUGUAUCACUUUAGUGAGAAGAAAGGUCUAAAUGACUGCAGCAGCAUGGACAGCCCUUUAGGUAGUGUUUUUAUUAUUAUAACAAACAAAUAAAAUUUAAUCCUGCUUUUGUCCUGGAUUGUGAUUCAGGGUGGCUUACAAAUAAAAAUACAAAACACAGAUAAAAUAGAAAAGCGAUAAACAGAAAAUACAAUCAUUUUAAAGCAUUUAGUCACUAAUAAUAUUCAAACCAUAUAAAAACAAACCUUAUAAAAAUAAGAAUAACGACAACAAUAUGAACAUCACAGCACCAGACCUUUCUUUAAAAACAGUCAUUCCCUAAAGGUCUGUUGGAAUAAAAAGGUCUUCAUAUGCCGGUGGAAAGACAACAAGGAGGGAACCAGUCUUAACAUCUCUAGGAAGAGAUUUCCGAAGUCUGGGAGCAGCUACUAAGAAGGCUCUUCAAAAAAAUCUAAUGAUGGGCAUUCAUAUUGUUUAAGCAAGCUGUUUGAUUUCUUUUUGGCUGCAUCAUGUACAUGCAGGUGUUCUUACAUAUGAUUUUUUUCUACUGGGUGUUUAUUUUUAUAUAAAAAUUAAUUUAAAUAAAUAGUGGGUGAAUCGACAGUGUCGUAAUUUGCUUGCAUGAGUUACACAUUCUGUUACUCCUUUGAAAUCUUGGGUGCUAGUCAACUAAUUUUACUCUAGAGUAGGCCUAUUGAAAUGAAUGAGCAUUACUAAAUUAGGCUCAUUAAUUUCAGCCUGAGUAAAACAUAGUUGAAUACCACCCCUAUUUUCUUCAGAUUUAAACUUGUAGCAUGAUAUUGUCCAAAGGUGCUUUAGUCUUUCCUCCCCUUUACAGUAUAUUUUAAAACUCUUCUUAAAGGUAAAGGCCUUUAAGAGGCUAAGGAAGUGCUCUUGCUCCUGCUGUGUGCUUUCAAGAUGGGGCUGGAAAUAACCCUUGCCAUGGGGGCAGCAAUUGGAUUGCAGCCAGCAUUAGUCAUGCUCUGAGUAGACCCUUUGAAAUUAAUAGUCAUUACUAACUUCAGUGCACUAUUUUCAGCGGGUCUACACUGAGCAUGACUGACUUUGAAAAAACACCCCAUAAUUAAUAUCUUUUGUACUGGAAACAACACUGCAUGAGCAUUGUAGCUUUUACCAUUAAGUUUAUUUUAAAGGUUAAAGCUUCUUUGAGCUACCUUGCAUUAUUGUAAGCUUACUAGGACACCCACCCCAUCCAUCCCAUACAUGCAGACUUUGCAGGUGCAGAAAACAAUAUAACUCAUAAUCUUGCUUGGAAUUACUUUAAUAUUUUGUAUGUUUGAUCAAAGUCAGGUCUUUGCUAUAUAGGAGGUUUGAACAUAGUAGAUUUGAGAUAUGAACUGACUAAUUGUGAGUUUCGGCAGCAUCUCUAAUAAAUGUGUAUUUAUCACUGUUCCAAUAAAGGAACUUCAACUGAUUUUAAUGGAAUGCAGCUUGCAUCAAAUAUAGUUGUUGCAGUGUUUUCCUUUCCCACUCCUGGGAUGCUGCUGCUACACUUCCUGGAGUUCACUAGAGGUCCUUCUGACUCCAGUCCAACAUGUGCUGGCAGCUGGAAACAGCCAACGGUUUUGCUUGCUCCACAGGCAGCUAAAUGACCUCUCAGCCAACUCUCCUGCUAUUUCUUGUUCAUUCUGCGCUAUUCUGUGGAGAAAAUCAGGGAGGAGAUGGUGUGAGGCGGAAAGUGGGUUACUCCCUGCAAGUGGUUUGCUCAGCUUGCCUUAAUAUUCAUCCAUAUUUAGCCUGCAAAGAAAAAAAAAUGCAAUGCUUUUCUUACCUAUUUUAAGACUUCCAUAUUCUAAAGAAAAUUGAAUGGUUUCUUAGUUGUGAAUUUGGGAUGGGAUUGAUAUGCUUAGUGAUGUGUUAUUUGAAAUAUAUGUCUCUAUAGCUCUGGAAACAAAUAAUAAUAGGUUGUGUCUGGGACUUGGUCUGUAAUCGAAUGUUGUGAAACUAGGAAUCUUGCUGCAAUUCUGGGUGCAUACGGCUUAGAAUAAUGAAGCACUUAGUUGAACUGGCUUUGUUGCUAGUGAUAUCUAACAUUCUAAGUUCUGGCCUUGAUGUGAGAACUUGCUUGUGUUAAGUUGUGUGGGAGAAUCUAUAAAAAAGAUGUGGGCAUUUAUGAAGGCUUGAAUAGAUUUUAACAAAUCAGUGACGACUGGCAUUUAAACAAGUUUUCAAUUUGACACAUAGACUAAGAAAAGAACCCUAAAGAAACGGGAGAAGAGAAAAUAGUUUUCCCCCAAACAAUAUUGCUGAAGUGGUGGUGAUUUUGAGCCGCCUUACACUAUCAUCAUUGUGCUUUAAGGUUGGUUUCAAGUAGCGUUUGCAGAGAAAAAGUCCUUUAGAACUUAACAAGAAGUGUGAGUUGUUAGUUCCCGCAGCAGUUCGUGGCUGCUUCCAGAAGCCUCGGGAUGUUGUUAAAAGUGUGACUCUAUGAAGAGAAGUAAGUAAUUUAAGGUAGCUGGAUAUAUGCUGCAAAAUCUUUUUUUGACAUUUUUUUUAAAAUGCGGGUAGGGCUAACUUGGAUUCAUUAUGUAUCUGCAAAGAUAUGUAUCUGCAAAGAUUGAGGAAAACUUUCUCAACUUUUUCUGAAGAAAUGUAUAUUCACAUCUUUGAUACAUCUGUGCUGGAAUAGGGCAGUAAACAUCUGUUUGUUGAUAAAAAAAUACAUAUUUGACAGAAUUCUGUUUACAUUGCAUAGUACAGCUUUGUAUGGUAUAUGAGGUUUUUUGGUAUAGACUAGUUUCAUAUUGAUACUGUGCUGUCAACCUCAACUGCACAGAAACUAUGAGUCAGGCAUGGUACGAAGAUUUGUAUAUUUAGUUUCUGUGUUGCUAAAGGCACUCUAGUCUUUUACGGAUGUUCUCAGCAAUUUCAUGAUUUAAACACUUUUUGAUUAAGUGAAAGUUGAGAUUCUCUGUUUCCAAGCAGGGACUUUAAACCAAAUAUUGCAGCUAUUGUGAUGCAAUAUUUCAAUAUUAUACAAACAAUCAGAAUAUGAGGAAUAUUUACUUUUCCUGUUUUGUGAGUAGCUAUUUGAGAUAAAUCUAGAACACUGAUGGAAAUAAUUCUGUUGAUAAAGGAAGUAAGCAAUUCAUUCUAGAAGCAUAAAGAGCUCAGAUGCGUUACUUAAGAUUUAUGGCUUAUGGCAUGUUUUAUGUGCUGUCUUCAAUGUGACUACAUGAAUUGUCAUAUUCACAUGAACAACGUCAAAGUCUUCCUGACGUCUUUUAUUUCUCUUUCAAGAAGCCAACACUCCACUGCCUAUUUUACUUUUUUCUGUGUUUUAAUGUGAAUGCCAACUGUGUAUAUAUUUUAACACCCCCCAAAAACCCCCCCGCAUCUUUUGGUCUACACUCUGAGCUGCAUAGAACUUCUCUUCUUUAAUACAAAGAGCACAAAUGAGUUGUCUACCACUUCCCUAUUGGAGACUCUCAUGUUAUGUCAGUAGUGCCUGAUGGGUGUAGAACAUCUGCACUUCCUUUUAGAUGCUCAAUUUUAUUCAGGAAUGAACCCAUAUUGGGGGUGCAAGGUCCUGUAAGCCUGUUUAGAUGCAUACUGCUCUCCCUAUUCAGUAUCAGUCUGUACUGUGCACUACUGCCAAAUCUAUGAACUUGGAAAUCCUAAGCUAGCUAGCUAUCAUCAUUGAAAAAACAUUUGUCCCUUUUGAACCUCUUGCAUCCCUGUUAUAAACCAUUUUGAUGAUGUGUGCAGCUGCUGUGUGAGAGUUAACAUCAUUGCAUCACCAGUGUAAUGGCUCUGAUGAUGCCCUGUCUUGUUCAUUUGUGCUGGCAGUUUCAGAAUUGAACAGUUACACCUGAGUCAUUUUGCUGCCAAGCAAUGAGUGCUUGUAAAACGCUGUCGUAUGAGUAUAUUUGCCAGCAGAGGAACAUUAUGUGGUAACAAGGGAGAAAACCUCCUCUGUGGUGGCACCCUGAAUACCCUCCCCAUAGAUUACAACUGGUGCUUGACAAUAUAAUCCUUUCAGUACCAGGUGAAAACCUUUUUAUUAUUAUUUACUCAGACAUUUUAAGUGUUGUUAUGCUAUUAAUUAGCUCUAGCGUUUUUUUUAGCUGCUUCACAGACUAUUUUAUUGAUUGAUUUGUUAUUACUGUAUUUUAUCUAGGUAUGACGAGUUUAGUCAUGCAUUUUGCACAAUGCCCUGGUAUCUGUAAGGAUGAAAGUUUAAACCCUUUAGAAAUUAAAUUUGAUGGCCAGUGUUGGACACUCAGUGCUGGACGAGGUAGAUUUUCCUGAGCCAAUCCCAUUGAAAUUAAUGGGUGAUAUUCAGUGUUAGUCACUACUCAAAGUAUGUCUGUUAAACUAAAUGUACUUGCACAUCUUAAGCCCAUUGAUUUCAAACGGUCUUCUCUGAAUAUGACUUGGUUAUCACCCACUGAGAGUUGUGAUUGGGUACCUGGGAAGCUGGUGUGUUUGACUGUUUAAGUAUCACCAGUGGAGAUUGUCUAAAUCACAACUCAGGCUCUCAAGAUCUUGCAUGGCGAAUCUUAAGAGACAAGUGAUGCGGAGUAUGCAUGUUGGGCAUCCUUGCUCUGCAGCAGUGACUGUAUAUAUUACAUGUAAAACUUUAGUAUAGUAAUACUGAGGGAACAGAACCUUCAUUGUUUGAAUAUGGUUUCAGCCAUGUGUGUUUCAAGUGGAACAUAUUAAAUAUGAAUGUUGAUAUUGUAUCUCCACUUUGCAUUAGCUAAAUGACUUGAUGCUACUGAUCGUAGAUCUUCUUAGUACCACAGAAAGUUCUUUAUGAAACCCUCAGAUUGAUUUCACUAUUAACCACAUGAAACAUUAUAUUAAUUUCUUUACUUCCAGAACCUGUCAUUUGAAGUCAAUAUAGGUUUUUGAUAUGCAUGCAGUCCCUUAGGUCCCAUGACACACUUAGAUUUCUUAGGCUAGUUGGACAAUUCUGCUUUUGUGUGCUUAUGUGAAACUAACAUCUUGUCAAGUUAUGAAGAAAGUCUAAGCAGCUGGCUUUUCAGGAGAAAAGAACAUCUUUCUUCCUGGAGGACCUUGGUAUGUCGAGACUUCUGUGUAAUAUGCAAAAUGGGACUUGCCAGUUUUGAGUGUUUAGUUUAGAAGUAAUUUUCUGCCUUUCUUUCUGAUAUAGAACUUCGCUAAGAAGAACAAACUGUUCUUGCCAAAAUCUUAAAAGCAUUGUUAUUUUUCUAAUAAUUCUUGACAAUUGGGUAGUUUUGCAAAGGCAGUUGUUGGACUCAGUCUCAUCAGCUCCAGUCAGUAUGCCCAAUCAUUAGGGCCAUGUUGUAGUCCCCAGUGUGCUACACCGAUGACUUCAAAAUCGGCACACAGAGUAAAAUGCUAAAAGGUGUGGCUCUAAGCGUGGCAAAUAAAACACCAAGUGUGCACAAUUUCCAACACAGAAAUUACUAUUGCAUAGGAAACUUGUUUUCUGUGUGAGAAACUACUGUGGAAAUGUUGCAGCAUGUUUUCCAAUGCAAAAUGGCAGUGGUGCCUUCAUCUGAGCAGUAUGAAUUUACCCACGUACCUCUUGGCUACUCAUAAACAGAGUAUGGAGUGUGGUGGGGAGAAUUUGUCUGAAAUUGUCCAUUAUUUGUCAGGCUGCUGAGGCACCUAUCUGUAUAUUUCCCGCUGGCAGAGUGAGAUUAUUUUUGGACAAGUUUGCUAUAAGAUCUGGUUCUGCUUGGUCUUGUGGCAGGAAAUGCUAAUGGGUAGUUAGAUGUCCCUUUUCACCACAUUUGUGGCUCUGUUUAGUGCCUGUCAGCUUUGCCAGUUGAAUUUUCUGCCUCGGGCAUCAAAGUGUUUUAGCUGGCACUGGGUGGCAAUGUGGGGUGUGUGCAAGUUACAUACGAAACGCGGUAUCAGAAUUUGCUUGAGUGGCAUUUGCAGUUUGAGAUUUUCCUGGGAUUUUUCUUUGUACUGCUAUGGAGUGAAAUGGAUCUGGGCCAUUUGGAGUAGGAAUUUGAGCAUUUGUUGUGAAGAGUAUGUGUUCUUUUUAAUCUUUCCUUGGUGUGAGUGUGACUUUAGUGCUAGAUUGUUAUUUCUAUGGCUUGUAUCCUAAGUAGUGCUAAGUGUCUCAUUAAGUUAGUGUGCUGAUUUACACUUUUGCAGUGAACUCCCCCCCCCCCCAAUCCUUUGGAGUAGAUUUGGGGAGUCGGGGUGUGUGGGGAGUUCCAUUGCACAAGCCUAAAAUCCUUGGAUUCACCCAUGUCCUCUCCAUUAUAAGCCUUUGAGAACUCCACUGAUUUCCACAGGAACUGUGUGACUAGUUUGUGGUCCCUCUACAUUUGCACAUUUGGAGUUACCUGCUCAGGUAUACUUUGUGAUGAUCAAAUCAGAGUGAAACAGUUUAAUUUUAUGGGGUGUGGGAACAAAUAUUAUUUACUAUUAUAACAUGUCAUCUGUGGAGAAUUCUCUUAAGAUUUGCUAUGGCAAUAUCAAUGUUGUUGGUUGGCUUCCCACACUUGUCUUUUAAAAGGUCUAGAAGAUUAGGAGCAGAGUAAGCCCAGUAUUGCAAGGACUUUACUGAAUGAAAUUCAGCAGCUAUGCAAGUGAGUAAAAUUGGGCCUGAUGCAAAGUCUGUUUUGAAAACCGAUCGGGUAUUUCACUACUAUAAUGUGAAAACAAUACAUCUGUAAGCCAAGCAAAUGUUAGUCUGGCUCUGAAGUAAUUUUUCCAUACAGAUUGAAGCCAGGCGCAUUUGCUUAACGUUUUCACUGCUCUGCUAGCUUUUGAUUGUUUUGAGAUUGGAAGCUAUGAGUAUUCCCUUAUGAUCCCUUUAUGGUUUUAAUGCCAAGUUUGCGGAAUACUUUGUGUAAAAAGUUCUGUCAUGCUUGCUUACAUUCUCAUUUCAUGUUGAAGAGGGGGUGGGGGAAGUCAGGCUAGGUUCAUAGAACUGAAAAACACUCAAAAGGUAAUCCCACCAGAACCCCUGCAGUGGUAGUACUGUGUUGAUUGAAAUAAUCUUGGAUAGAUGUUCAUACAGUCAUCUCAAGCGCUGAUAUUUAUGUGCCGAAAGCUGUUCAUUUUGCUCUCCAAAUUAUGUGGUAUUUCUUGCUGUACAUGGUUAGCAUUCAUAUCUGCUGCUUUAAAUUAACAAUGCUUCCUUGUGUAACACGUGCUUUAGAAUACACACUCUAUUUGCUUGAUUAAGGAUCAUUCUUUGUAAUGUCACUGCUAAGGGAUACUACUUCAAGCCAAAUUACAUUACAUACCCAAGUUCCCUUCAUAAACAAAGGAGUGCUGAGAGUAGUUGACAGGAUUUGGAUGGUGCUCUAAUGUGGGGGGAAGAGAGUAACAGGGCAAACAGCAGUUUGGGUUGUGUGUGAUUUUUAAGUUGGGAAAUUGAACUGACUUGGGGCUUAUAGUUAACCCAUGCUCCCUGCACCAUAACUGCUAUCCAAAUCUCUCACAUAAAUGUCUGUGCCCACCCAUACACGGGAAGCUGCAUUUUGAAGGAAAGAAACCUUGUAGUUUGGCCCUAAGGGUCCACAGAUCCUAAAGCGGCUUUUUAAAAAAAGCUAACAAUUUUUUUUCUCCCACCUUAUGCACAAGUAAAAAACAAAAGAUACCUUGUUCAGUUGGAAAACUGAAUAUUUCCUCAUUGUGUGCUUUGACACUUCAUUGCAGUUAAUCAUGGGUUCUGAAGUGCACAUUGCAUUCUCCUUGCUGAAAAGGGAUUCAAAUAUUUCCAUUUAAUAUUUGGUUAUAGAGAGGCAUGUGUUCAUAUUUUAAAAAUACAGCUGUAGUCCAACCUGAAAAGUGGCUGUGUUACAUAAGAGCCACCUUGGAUGUCAAAAACAUAAUUACAUAUAAAUCCCUCACGUGUGUGUGUGUGUGUCUGAUUUAAAGUGCAAAAGGGGCAUGUAGACAUGGGGUAUGGAAUUCCUCCCCUCAGGCACAACUUGUCUCUCUGCAUUUUGUCCCCGGAUGCCAUUUUUCUCUCACUCUGUCUCCAGUGUGGGAAGUGGGUCUGGCUGGGAGAAAAAUGGCUAAGGGGGAGAGGCUGUGUGAAAGCAAGUGGCAGUCAUAUGGAGAGUUCUGUUACUCUCACCCUUGGGCACAUAAAAUCAGGGAGCCCCCUCCCCAUCUUCUACGUAACUCUGGCAGACCCAUGCUGGCACGUAUAGACUGGUCUGCGAUACGCUAGACAGUGAAGCAUUUUCUGUGUGUGUCUGGUAAUCUUUCUGUCAGCUUUUCUAGUACUGUAUACUGAACACAAGCUGAAUGACCCUGUUGUUCCCUCUAAGUGAAUUACUCCUUGAUACUGAAGGGCCAGUGAAGGUAUUGGGCAGUGAUUCCAUUUUGCUUCAUGCUUAAUGACAAAAGCGUGAGUCAGUUACUACACUUAAUAUUUGAGGUGAAUAUUGACGGUUCUUGUUCAUGUGCAAAAAAUUGAGCCAGGGGAGGGAGAGAAUGAGGUAAUACUUAUAGCAGCAGUGACCAAGCAGUGCCCACCAGAAAUUGCUGUAUUUCAACUCCCAUCAUCCCUUGCUAUUAGCCAUGAUGGUUGGGAGUUGAAGUCUAAGAACAUCUUGACCGUGUUAGUUGAUGUAUUGAAACUUCCUUUGCCAUUGUAAAUAGGAAAGGCAUCCAAUGUACUGCAAUCACACUUCAUGCAUUCCCAUUUUGAAUACUCUUUUCUUGUUAAUUAGAUCAGUCUUUUCCUUCUAAAGUGCAAGGUUAUGCACACAUAAGAAAUCCUGGCUUUGGUUUGAACUAGGUUGUCCCUUCUACUGCUCUGUUUACAUGCUUUUUGGAUGUUUGUGGUACCUGUCCUAUGAAGGAUAGCAUACCAUCAAUGUGCAUGAUGUACAAGAAGACCAGUUCCUGAAUACCUUAUAAACCUAUUUGACACUGAGUUGAACAUUGUAUCAGAGCCCUCCAAGAGGCAGAAGCAAAUCUUGCUCUUGCAUUUGAGAGUUGUACUCCUGUUACCUUUUAUGAGGGGCGCAGAAGGGGCAUACCCAGUGGGGUGGAGCCACAACACAGCUGUAUUGCUGUGCUUACCAGGAAUGAGAAGGGGGAGGGAGGUCAGUGCAUUGUGGGUGCUUUUGGGCAGGGGUUCCAUGGUACUUGAUGACAUGGGAAUACUUGGAACUGCUUGUGGUAGAUUCACCUUUUGCUUCAUGGUUUCUGUUGGGGGACAUAAUCCUUGAAUAUUGAAAUUCUGAUCAGAUUCUGAUUCUCAUUUGUAAAUCUAUGUGUUGUUACACGCUUUCACUGGAUGUUUUUGAGGGUUUGCUGUUCUAUGCAGCUCAUGUAAAAGUCUUAGAGAACAUCAGUUACUGUUUAUCUCUGGGUGGGGAGGUAGCAUAAGAAGGCCCAUUGGCGGUCAUGGGUUUAGUAAGCAAGGAAUUGAAGCUUCUGAUGCCAUGGUAACUUCAAUGUAAAAUAUAAUCCCAUGCUUCUUCGUGAUUAGCUCAGUGAAAAGUUUUCAGGGUCUCUUUAGAGCUGUCAUGCUCAUUCUUGUAAUUCAGUCAGAAAACUAAUGUAGAACCUUUGGAUGCAUGCAUGUGAGAAAUUGGGAGAGGGAUGGGGAAAGGUAUCUUUUGGGAAUUUUUAAAAGUAUUUGUUUUUAUGUUGCUUUGAUCCAGCUUAUAGGUGGCAGUCACGGUCAAUCCCUGAAGAUAUACGGCCAGAAAUAUGGAUUGCACGGGAAUUACAGCGCAUUGGAGAUGAAUUUAAUGCUUCCUACAGUCCGAGAAGGGUAACUUAAUUUUUUAAUCUCUUUGCUGCAGCCCUGUAUGCCCAAACAGGGGUAUUCUUAGUUUUGGCAGGAGAAAGCACACACAACAAAGGUGUUGGUUCCUUAUUCAUAAAGGUGUCAAACUGCACCAAAUAUGCCGAAUUUGCAGAAAGCUGCAGCCUGCUUCACCCACUCAUCUACUUAUAAACUGCUUGCUUUUUCUCUUCCUGUAGCAUAUCAACUUUAUUUGUAUUAAUUCAAGUCAAAUAUAUCCCACAUUCAAGGAGCUUGAGGUGAGUUCAUGGGCCCCCUUGUGUGUGUUUGCAGCAGAGUGUUGAUAGUGGCAAAGUCCCUGGUUGGUGGGUGGUGGCAGUGUUUCUGGGGACACUGGGGGUGCGUCAUUCUCCUGCAGCCUUUGUAUUUUCUGCUUAUGGUUUUUCCUGCACUGAGCUGAGCAUUCACUGCGUUGUGCAGUCAUUCUGCUGGGGUAUCAGCACCAUUUCCUCUUCUCUCCCCAGUCCCCAGUGUAACAUACGUAUAAGAUUGCCCUGCCCAGGCCCUAUUACUCAACUUGAUAUACUUGCAUGUUUACGUAUUGUGACUAGGAGUAAAAAAAUUGCACCAUAAUGUAGAAAUUCCUUAUCAGUGGUAUUCAGAGGGAUGUUUACUGAAAGCCAGAACUGUGUGUGUACAUACUGGUGUUCUUUCCAGUUUUCAUUCAGUACCAAUUGAAAGAAUCUCAUAAAGCUACCUUUUAAGAAGACCCCUAACUUUAAAAAAAGCAAACUAUGGUUAGUUUUACUGAAAAGCAGUUGCGGGAGCUUGCAAAUUUUAUCAGAGCAACUGGGAUGGGGUACGGUGAAGAGACUUCUUUGUGGGGCUUUAUGUCAGUCAAAAUUGUCCUUUGCUGCUUUUCUCCCCUAUUAAAGUAUGGCAACUGUUUCUGUGUUUCGCAUAGAUACUUUAGUUUGACCUGGAGAGCUUUGUCAGGAGUGUGGCUCACAGCAAAACAUAACAAGGGCGGGGAAUGUAUUGCCAUUUUCCUCUGUUGUAAAGUUUGGGAUAUUCUGGUGUACCUUAUAAGUAUCUGUGCAGCGAGGAGGGAAUGAAACUAUUCAGUCAGCUCAGUGACAGGUUAACUUCGAAUCAAUAGCUUUGAUAUCAGAAACUCUGUAAGUUCAGUGGUAAAGGCUGUGUCUCUUAGUAUAACAGCCUUCCCCUAAACUUGUGCCCUCUACUUCUAUUAUAGGCAAAGGCAAACUUGGCCCUCCAGAUGACCCCUAGCUAACAGGACCAAUGGUCAGGGAUGGUGGGAAUUGUAGCCCCAAAACAUCUGGAGGGCAGAGCUUGCCAGUGCCUGUUCUAUUAACUCCAGCCAAAAUGGCUGAUGGGAGUUGUAGUUCAAAACAUCUGGAGGGCACCAGGUGGAAGAAGGCUACAGUAGAAAAACAAAACAGUCAAAAUGUUUGCAGUAGCGCUGUAUUGAAUACAACUCUACACUUUAAAAUCACAAAGGAAUUCAAAGUUGGGGACGGGUAUAUAUUUACUGUCUGAAGGAAUAGUAGGUAGAGCUUAAGAACUGAUUUAUUUCUUUUCUUCCCAAUACUUUUGUCCAUAUGGUGGUUGAACUUUUGUGGUCUACGGUGCACUUUUAUAAUUUUGUGAGCAGUGUGCCAGAGGGAGUCUUCACUGAUGCAUAUCUGUUGCUAGCCCUGCUCCAGCAGCUUAUUACUGGAAAAUUAAGCAGGUAAAGUGUUUUCCUGGUAUGGAGAGGAGAUGGUGGGAAAAGCUUGAACUGCCAAGUCUCAAUGCGCUUGGCAAGGCCAAGUGGAAAAGUUGGCAACCCUUUGGUAGUUUUUGGUAAAGGUAUGCUUGGUUUUUAGUCAAAACUUGGAGGAGACACCACAUGAGUUUGAUCCACGUGCACCAAUGUCUUGCAUCUGCCUACCUGUUGGCUGCUAGUGCUUUUGGUGAGUGGUAGGGUCUCCAAAUGUGUAGAUUCCCUGCUACUGUAAUGCAGCUGCCUAAUUAUCACAAUUCUGUGGGAUUUAUUUUAUUUAAUACUUCAUAACUGUCCUCUGUGCUUUGUUACUGGAAGCAGAAGGAUGACACUGUAGCUUUGCAGACAGGGAAGGACUUAACACAGUGCUUCUCUUCUGGGCAUGUACAGACAUGUCUAUCCCUGCAGUAGUCUUACUUUAUCAGUAGUGAAGAGAUUGCAAUUAGUUUUAUUUCAGCAAAAGGAACCAGUUGUUCAAUAACAUAUAAAACUUAGGGAUCUAUUUUUCCUCUUCUUUUUCUGUAUGUAAUGAACUGCUAAUUCCCCAGUGUGCAGUGCAGUGACCUCCUUUCCAUUACCAUUGCACUUCUUGUGUCUUGUUCUGCCUGUCUCAUGAAUGGUGCAGUUCUUUUGCCUUUAGGCAGUGUUGGCAGACCUAAUAACCUGACUUGGAAGUUCACAUGUUAUUACCACAAACUGAUCUGUGGCAUCAAUAGUGACACAUCUCUCUCUUUCUUACUCUCCCUCAGGGGACAUGGAAGAUUCACAGUCUAGCAUUCAGUUAAAGAUUCCUGUGCUUGCCAACUGAAGUGACUGCAUGGGGUGGGUGGCGGGGGGGGCGGGCAUGUUCCGGAUCAAUAACUGGUUAAAGAUCAGGAAACAGAAUAGGAAAUAAAUGGACAGUUGUCACAGAGGAGGGCUGUAAGAAAAGGGUUCCUCCAGGGAUCUUUGUUGGAGCCUGUGCUUUUUGACUAGUUGAUUUAUUAUUUGGAGUUAGGAGUGGGAAGUCAGGGUGCCUUUAUGACACCGCAUUAUUCAGGAUUUUGACCAAACUGCGGGAGGCAGUGGAAGACAGGAGUGCCUGGCGUGCUCUGGUCCAUGCGGUCACAAAGAGUCGGACACGACUAAACAACAACAACAAGGAGCUCUAUAAGGAACUUGCAAAACUAGAAGAAUGGGCAUAAAAAUGGCAAAUGCUGUUCAGUAUAAGCAAGUGAUGUACAAUGGAGCAAAAAAUAAGAAUUCCUAAAGUCACAAAUAUGCUCAGGGAAUCUGAAUUGGCAGUGACUGAUGGGGAACCUUGUGGUCGUGGCAAAGAUUUUGAUUCAGCAUGCAGCAGCUGUGAAAAUGUGAAUUUCAUGUUAAAGACCGUUAGGAAACGGGUUGAAAGUAAAACUACCAAUAUCAUGUCAUUAUGCAAAUCUAUGGUACAACCACAAUUUGAAAUGCUGUGAACAAUUCUGAUGGCCACACCUCAAAAAUGAUAAUGCAGAACUGGAAAAAGGUUCAGGAAUGGCAACCAAAAUGAUCAGGGUGUGAAGCUAUGAGGAAGAUAAAAAUGUCUGCAGCUUUUUAGUAUUAAAAAAAGGCGAGUGCAGUUCUCAUAAUAGUCAAACCUGGAGUCAUCCAGUGAAACCGAAUGUUAGGAGAAUGAGGGCAGACACAAAAGGAUGUUAUUCUUCACACAGCGCAUGAUUAAACUAUGGAAUUCAGUACCACAAUAUUAUAUAGCCACCAGUAUGGAUGGUUUUGGGGACGCGGGUGGCGCUGUGGGUUAAACCACAGACAGCUUAGGACUUGCCGAUCAGAAGGUCGGCAGUUCGAAUCGCUGCGAUGGGGUGAGCUCCUGUUGUUCGGUCCCUGCUCCUGCCAACCUAGCAAUUCGAAAGCACCUCAAAGUGCAAGUAGAUAAAUAGGUACCGCUCCGGCAGGAAGGUAAAUGCCGUUUCCAUGUGCUGCUCUGGUUCGCCAGAAGCGGCUUAGUCAUGCUGGCCAUAUGACCCGGAAGCUGUAUGCCGGCUCCCUUGGCCAAUAAAGCGAGAUGAGCGCUGCAACCCCAGAGUCGGCCACGCCUGGACCUAAUGGUCAGGGGUCCCUUUACCUUUAGCUUUAUGGAUGGUUUUUAAAUGGGCUUGGACAAAUUCAUGGAGGGACACGGCUAUCAAUGGUUACUAGCCAUUAUGACUAGUUCCAGUGUCUGAGGCAGUAUUCCUCUGAAAUCCCGGUUGCUGGGGAACAUCUGCAUCUGGGCUUCUCAUGGGCAUCUGGUUGGCUAGUGUGAAAAAGAUGCUGGACAAGAAUGGGCCUUUGGUUUGAUUCAGCAAGGCUCUUUCUUGCAAGGAAAUAUGGGUGAGAUGAGAUACCUAAUCCUCCACCCCAAAAAACUAUUGGGGCUUGGUUGUGGGAUGGGGAAGCUGCCAGGGGACAAGGAAAGAAGGGUUAACCUUCCAGCUGCCACUUUCCCCCUCCAGAUGCCCCUGUGUUAUUUGCAUCACUGGUUAAACCAAUUUGAGUGAUUUUCCAGGCUGCAAUUUUCAGCUUAAGAAAUAUUUCCUCAAUAGUGUUUUGCUUCCCGUUAGCUAUUUGUUUUGGCUAAACUUCUCCGGCUGUUUAGUAUGUUUUAUAUUUAGCUCCUUCCCGUUUUUCACGCCUUUAUUUUGGACUAUGUAGCUUUUCUGUUCAGCUGGCAAAGCUUCACACACCUGAUUUGUCACACAUCAAAAUAACGUGCAGAAGGGGUGUUCCGUAAUGAACUGUUGUGAUGAGUCAUUUGGUUUACAUAUGAAUUGGGUUUUAGACAGCUUUUUGGUUUCCUCAUUCAUAUCUGGAAACUUGAGUAGAAUGUGCUGCUAAAUGUUACUACUGAUAACAAUAGUAAACUCACAGGAGACUUCAGAAAGAACGAGUGGCUGUCAAGGUCUGUUUUUGUUUCCUAUGCACCUGCUUCCCUGGAUUGAACUUGCAGAUUGUUUUGAUUUGGGUAUUUCUUCAUUCCACUGUUGUGCCAGUCCAGACACUUGUAUGCAGAGGUGAUUAAGGCCCAGAAGUUAACUCAUGGGAGGCUGCUUACUUGAGAGAAUUGCAGCUAAUCCGGUAGGGUUCUAAGUGCAUGCUUCGGCUCUCUGAGAACAUCUUUAAAGUUCCUCAGUGACCAUGGCAAAUUCAGCAUAGUCUGUAGGAGCUGAGACUAGCAGCACAUGGGGAAAUGGCAGGAGUUAGCCUAAUUGUAAAGUCUGAAAACAUAUAGUCUUGCAGUAACCUUGCACCAGCGUUUUGGAAAAGUACAAAUGAUUGGGGUUUAUUGGAGACUACUUUGUUGCUUAGCAGUUCUUUUGAUUUUUUUUUUGUAGUAGCCAUCUUACUCGACUCUCUUAUUCCUUUCCUUGCUGCCUAUGUAUGCUCAUUGCUACUUGUUGGCUCUUCUUUCUUGACACUUGCUGCUAUUUCAGUCUAUUGCACUAUUAAUUUAAAGCAAAUUAAAUAUAUUGAAAGACUGAAGCCUUCCUUGAAUCUGGACCCAGGACUUGGGACAUGCCUUGACCUGAAUUUUCUUAUGCAGGUAAGACUUGAAGGGAGUAAAAUUCUGUUCCCAGGCCAUGAUUUGUUUGACCGAGGUCAUCUGUAGGCCUAAAAUUGCACGUGCUUUCGCCUCUACCUCACAGUGUUCUAGAGGGCCUCUGAUCAGCCACCUCCUGGGUCACACAAGCAUGCCCAUGUACAGGGAAGAUCUGAGGUUAGAUUUUAUUGAUGCAGUUUCUCUUCUGAUUUGAUCUGCCUGCAUGGCUACAGACUUCUUGCUUGAGCAAGGCAAAUUCCUCUUUUCUGUAGGGCCAUCACAAGGCCUGAGGGAUCCAUUCUAAGAGAGAAAGUAACUCUGUGGCCUUAUUUUCAGAACUGCUUUCUUACCCAUCAGCGACUAUUUUUGUUUCAUUUUACUUUUGUAUACAACUGUGUGGAACCUCUUCCUAAUACUGAGCUAGAAUUGGAUCAGCAAAAACCAUCUUGGGAUGGUUAAGCAACUUCCAAGGUUUCCUUAAGUUCAGGUUUGUGAUGGUUUCCCCUCCCUCCCUCUUUUACCUGCCUGGAACCUGAAGGAUAGUUUCACUCUUCUCUCCCUCCCAGAGCCCCAGCUUUUCUGCUUAGUUCACUUCAUUAAUAAUACUAUUCUCAAAUUUAAAUGGCGGCUUCAUUUUCUACUGCCAAAGUGAAGCUCAAUUUUCUAGCAUUCUCUAUAGCAGAAUGUAUAACUGCUGCUGACCCUGCAGUUGUAUGCAUUUUUACUUGGAAAUAAAGUGUACUAUCUUCAAUGGGACUUAUUCCAUCAGCCAGAAUUGCAAACAUCCACUGAUUUUGACUUUACACAGAUGUGGUGUUGUUGUUUUGUUGGUUUUUUGCACUUGAGUGGCUGUAUUUCUGCUGUCAAGCACAAGACAGACUGGAAAUAUGGUCCAUCUGUGUCCUUCUGCCUGCUUCCCCUUAGACUUCCGGCUUCUAGGGUUGGUCUCUGAGAUAGUGUUGGAAUCAUUGGGGCUGGCUUCUCGGUUCUUUCAGGAAGCUAUGGGUCUUUUAUUUAUGCCAUUUCUAUCCCUCCUGUGUUUUAUGGAAUUCAAGAAGACACACUUGGAGUUCUCAGGCAGGAUUUGACCAGUUCUAGCCAGUCCUGCUGAGCUUUUUCAGGGUUGCUGAAUUACAUGCUUCAACCCAUUCGAAAUCUCUUGUGAGCUGAAGGAAAGAAGACUAAAGGAGUGCAGAAAAUGUAUUAAUGCAAAAUAAUUCAGGAUCUCUUGUGCCAGUCUUCUGAAUCUUUGACCUUUGUGAAUCUAUUAGUUGUCUGUCUUCCCAGCCAUUCCCCUAAAGAAGCAGCGAGUUGGGAUUUUGAUCUGGUUCUGACGCUUAUACAGGUGGUGACAGUAUUCACAUGGUGGAGAAGCUAGAGUGUCCUCCAUUCUUUGCCAUGCAUAUACAGUAAACGUAUGCCAUAGGCACUCCAUAUGAAUGUCAUGAAUGUCUGAUUUGCAUGAAUCUUGCCUGUUGUUUUUGGGAGGGGGCAGAGAUCUCAUGUAUUAGAUGUCUCUGCAGAGCAUUAUGUCAUGAUAUAUGCCAUCAGGCACAGGAGGGCAUACUCACUCUUGCAUCUUGUAGGGACUUUUGGCACCCCUGUAUCAGAAAAGAUGUUGGGGUAUUAUUUUGCUUUUUUAUUAACAGGUUUUCUGUGUACCUUUUAAAAUAGUAUUUGUAUCAGCUUUUGGUGGCAUCACUGUCUUGUGGCUUCCCACAUGCUGAACGGGUAAUCAUAUCCUUUUCAAUCUUUCUGCUGCCUUGGAUUACUCCACUUAGGGUUGCCUGGAAAGGGUUGCCAUCUCUGUCCCACAAGCACACACACAGAAACUUAAAAUAAUGCCUUUAUGGUUUUGAAAAUAAACUUAUGAAAGGCUAAUUAUGGAACAAUCCCAUACAUUUGAGAUAAAAAUCACAGGCUGUUGUUAGAGUGCCUCUACAGGAAUUGCAGACACGAAACUGAUUUCCUCCCAUCUUGUUAUGCAGAAGUGGAGGGGAAGUGCCUUGGUCUUAUCGCAGUCCCAUUAUGUCAGGUGAAUCGGGACAAGGGCUUGGUCAGGCAAACUCGGCAGCAGCUGCCGCUGUCUUGUUCAGCCUUUGGAAAUGUUAGCAGCAUUCUUUAUGCAGCUAAACUUUUGCCUAGCUUGAAAACCCAAAGAAUUGUCUUGUGGCAUAACAGUUGGCCUUAGGUGAGUCGUAGCUCCUUCUGAACUGGUCUUCUAAGGGUCCCUUCUACACAUGUCUGUAUGGUUUCAACCAUGUGCACCAUACAUUUGCCACAUGUGCCUCUGGCAUUAUUUUAUUGUAUAUGUAAAACUUUGGGCCACCUUGCACAUUACACUUCUAUCUUGAAACAAUGUUUUUUAAAAAAAGGAAUAGAAAGUAAAAUUACUAGCAUGAUACACCAUCUGGUUAGCUUCCUUGUUUCCUUCAGGCUGUGGCGCUUACCUAAAGUUGAGUGCAGUCAACAUGUUAAUAUGUGACCCGCCAUACUUUGCAUUACGUGGCUGCAUCUUUUCUAAUAUAUCUGCUUGCAUAUUUUUAUACCCCAAACUGAACCAACUAGUGUUUACACAGGUGGAGUCACUUGAGAAUAAUUUAGAGGUUCACUAGUUCAUUAGCUCUGGCACAUAUUGCCUAUAGCUUUAUUUAGGCUCUUGGCACAAACGACGCCAAAUCACUGGUUUCUCAGAUAAAUUAUAGCUACCAGAUUUCAUCCUUUGGGAAUCUCUUAACAUUUUCGAGAGUCAACAAUUUGGACAAUGACACAAUUAUACUCUGAGAAUACCAUCCUGUUUUUGGCUUCCCCUUUUCUCCUUCUGUGUGUGCUACCAGAUCUCAUAAAUUAUAUACCAUUUUGUUUCUUGUAACAAACCUCACAUAAAACUUAGUGACAGUGAAUUAAGCAGUGUAGAACAAGAUUAAAUAUAGCGACAGUUGCUUUAGUCCCAGCGCUGAGGGUGCUUAAGCAUUCCACAAACAGAUUUCUUUACUUCUAGUUACAAGCAUGUAGAAAACUGACAGCCAGGUGGGCAAGCGUGGCUAGUUGCUGGGGUGGGAGUGGGGAUUUGUGUGACAGGGUAGGUGUGAGCUUCUCGUGAGUGUUCCUCUCAGCAGGGCAGGGGCUGCACUGGGACAGAGGGUGGAAUGGCAAAAUAGUCACGGUAAAAAGGAAUAAACAUGGGUCUGUACUAGUGUUUUUCUUUGCUAGGUGCUAUCUCCUUGAAAGCUGGGGUGAGGAGCCUAUGGCCCUCCAAAUGUUGAAGGGUGUUGGGAGUCCUAACAAGAACUGGAGGACCACAGGUUUCCCGUUCCUGCUUUAAGGCAUGUUGUGUGGCGCUGUCUUUGUAAGUGUAUACUCAACUCAGGAUACAUGGACAGCAGCUAUCAGUGCCUGUAUAUGGUGGUGGAAAAUCUAAACUGCAAGGACAGGAGGCAAACCCCAGACACCCUGCUAUCUAAUGAUGAUUUUUUUCAUGCUUUGCAGAGUGUCCCCCAAGUAGAUCCAUUUCUCAUUAACAGGAUGCAUUUCUCUUACACCCUACAUAAUUACGAAAGUCAUAUGAUCUCAAAUGCAUUUACAUGGAAGGAUGUUCUACUGGAAUCAGUGGGAUGCAAAAACCAAGCAGAGGCAUUUUGAUGCUGUUGUUUACACUUCUAUCUUUUGUUGCAGCCAGAGGUGCUACUAUCAGAUGUUCAUAAGUGGACACAGUGUUGCUCCGUUAUGUAUGUGGCAUAGAUACUGUUUUGGUUAGAGAUGGACAGCACCCUCCAAUUUCUGCUUUGUAGCAUGAGCAGACUUCGGGGUGUUGCCCCUAAGGCAGAGGGAGGAGAGGGAGGUACAGCCCUUCAACUUUGUUCCCUCCAGUCAGCUGCAGCUCAGUGCCAAUUCCUAUUUAGAUAAUGUGUACAUGUGAAAUUCACACUUUUUAAUGUUGAAACAAGCAGUGUUUUAUUAUUAAGACUCCUAUUAGUAUCAGUAUUUAUAGAAUACUUCCCCCCAAGUGGUCAGAACACUUUGCAUAUGUUGUCCUGGUAAUCCUUGUGACAACUCUGUGUGAGAGGCCAGUGUAAUAUUGAGUGUGUGUGUGUGUGGCACGGGUCGUCUGAGGCCACCUGCUUCCACUGUAUUCAUGGCUGGGCUGAAAUGUGAUCUUGGGGUUUAUAGCUCAGGCUGUUCAAGAGCUUACGUACUGUAGUGACUGGUUCACACAAUGUGUGUAUGUUGAACUAGGUGCUAACAUGGGGUGCUUAAAUUUAAAAAUGUAAGGACAGAACUGCUAAGGGGGAAAGGACACAGAGAAGGAGAGAGCAAGCUUGUUUCCAUGCUCACAGGUGAGAAAAAGCAGCAAGUUCUGCUCAUGUAUUUGCAUUUUCAUUUAAAGAAUUGCUUGUAUCCCACUUCAGAUAGUUUCUCAGAACAGCAAACAGUAAAAAAAUACCAAACCCCCCCACCCCAACUCAAUUAAGGCAGACUAUCAGAAUAAAAGUAAAUACAGCAAAACACAGUAUGUGUCAAAACAUAAAACAAGUAAAAGCCAAAUUCAUGUCAAGACACCAUAAAUCUUAAUAAAUCCAUAGCAAUUAAUACAAGAACACAAUUCCUCAUCUUGGCCUUAUUAUCCCCAUCUAAUCAGCAGAGGCUAAUUUUCACAUAAAUAACAUUGUUAGGUCAAUAAAUAUUAAACUUUUAUGUCAUGUAGGCUACUUGUGAUCACACGCACAUAUGCUGUUAUCUCCCUUUCAAACAACAUGAUAGUUCUUUUGAUUACAAUGCACAAGUUGAAGUGUGGCCAAGUAGGUGAUGCUAAACACCCAAAACUCAAAUAAAAGCUAACUGGUUGUUUUAUUAUCUCACUGUGUACAGAACAUCAAUCUUAGCCACUUGAGCACCUGUCAGAACGACUUGCAGUGCCAACAUAUAACAGUGCCAUCGUGUCAUGCUUGGCCCUGGCAUAGCUUUUGCAGUUUCCUAUCCUAACUGUGCUAGCAUAGCAAUUCCUGUGCUUGGCAUAUAAAUUCGGUAAUUAUUACUGCCAGACAGGAAAGCUUCGUGAAUUAAAAGAACUUCUCAUUUCCUCUUGCAGGGUUUCUUGGAUUACCAAGCAGUAAACCACCAGAUCAUAAUUUUGCGCCUGUUGCAUUACAUCGUCCGCCUCAUAUGGAGAAUGCAGUGA
Molecule: messenger RNA, 27247 nt
Organism: Podarcis lilfordi (Lilford's wall lizard)
Lineage: Eukaryota; Metazoa; Chordata; Lepidosauria; Squamata; Lacertidae
Source: the annotation of a GenBank genome assembly